AUGCAAUAGAUCGACAUUGGAAAAGAAUUUGCUGUAUUACAAAAAUGUUAAAUAUUAGGAAUUCAUCACAAAGGAGUUUGAUAAAAAAUAUAAUCCAACUUGGCAUAGUGCUUUUGGUAGAAACUUUGAUUCAUACGUCACACAUGAAAAUCAGAAUUUUAUUUAUUUCUAUGUCGAUAUGCUGCCAUAUUCCUCUUUAAAAGUGGAUGAAAAAUAUAUAUUCAUAUCUAUCUAAAUCCGUGAAUUUAUUAUCUAAACUUUGUUCACCAUCUUCAAUGUGAAGUCAAAUGAGAAUAAAAAAUAAAUGAGAUUGCUUAAUUCUUUUUUUUAAGGCUCUAACCUUGAUUAUUAAUUUUUGGAUUCAUUAAAUUAUAGUAGAAUGGGAAAUGAAUAAGUUUGA
Molecule: messenger RNA, 400 nt
Organism: Paramecium sonneborni
Lineage: Eukaryota; Ciliophora; Oligohymenophorea; Peniculida; Parameciidae
Source: the annotation of a GenBank genome assembly